CGCGUGAAUAAUCUAAGUAACAGAGGUUCAGCAAAACAGAGUAUUUUAGCCUUUUUAGGGUUUUGGAUUCUCUCCGAGAAAAAUUCGAUUUUGAUGUAAUGUUAUAGCUAUAGUUGCGUGCUUUGCUUCAAUUCGGAGGAGAAUCGAGCGGCGGCGGCGGCGGCGUUGUAGUGAAAUCGAUGAUCGUAGGCUGCACCAAAUGGACUCGUCUUCAGUGCAAACCACUCCUUCAAUCGAAGAUGACGAGUGGGAUACUGAAGGAUAUGUAAUUCCAAGCUUGGAACUUGAAGAUUCUGGCCAAAAUAACGGUAAUUUCGUUGAAGUUGAAGAGUCAAAGACAGUCGCAGCUGAGUCUAAGAAAGAGGAGAAUAUAUAUCUUGGACCUCACGGUGCUCCUCCAUCACAAUCAAAACAACAAGAGCUCAAUCCUAAUAAUAAUCGCAAGCAGAAGUUUAGACAGAAACUGAAGGAAGCUGACAGGAAGUACAGUGGAAGUGGUCGCGAGAAUAAGGUGGAACACCUGAGAGAGCUUGUGGGUGGAAAAAUGGCUGCAGGAUCAAAGAAUUCCCCCAAGGAUUGGCUUGACCCUCAUUGCGAUGAAAAUAUGUUCCCAAGGAAUCAUCAUUAGCGUAAUACUAGUAUCUGUAUUAAACGCAUCCAUAAUUUACAUACUCGGAAAACCUCUCCCCCUUCAGUGAGUUUUCUUUUCAUCGGGAAAAGAACAAAUAAUCCCUCCUAUGUUGGCGGCUAAGAUCACCAGUCUUUUGGCUGCGUUUGUUUGUGAUAUACUGAUUCGGUCCGAAUUCAUUCACCAUAUUUGGUUUCAGAAUGCACUUGUCUUCAUUAUGCUAA
Molecule: messenger RNA, 852 nt
Organism: Solanum dulcamara
Lineage: Eukaryota; Viridiplantae; Streptophyta; Magnoliopsida; Solanales; Solanaceae
Exons: 3
Coding region: 200-628 (142 amino acids)
Source: RefSeq, a predicted model, not a curated record